ACCCGGAGCCGCCCGCGUCUAGCGCCGGAUCGGUGCGCCAUGGAGCUCCGGGGCCCCAGGGCGCCGCUGCCGCUGCUGCUGCUGCUGCUGCUGGAGACCGGCCUCCUGCCUGUGAGCAGGCCUGCAGAGACCCGGGCCCAUGCGGAGGAGCGGCUCCUGAAGGCACUCUUCUCUGGCUACAACAAGUGGUCCCGCCCGGUGGCCAACAUCUCAGAUGUGGUCCUGGUCCGCUUUGGCCUAUCCAUUGCCCAGCUCAUUGACGUGGAUGAGAAGAACCAGAUGAUGACCACGAACGUGUGGGUGAAGCAGGAGUGGCAUGACUACAAGCUGCGCUGGGACCCCAGGGACUACGAGAACGUCACCUCCAUCCGCAUCCCUUCCGAGCUCAUCUGGAGGCCGGACAUUGUCCUGUACAACAAUGCGGAUGGAGACUUUGCGGUCACCCACCUUACCAAGGCCCACCUGUUCCACGACGGGCGGGUGCAGUGGACGCCCCCCGCCAUCUACAAGAGCUCCUGCAGCAUCGACGUCACCUUCUUCCCCUUCGACCAGCAGAACUGCACCAUGAAGUUCGGGUCCUGGACGUACGACAAGGCCAAGAUCGACCUGGUGAGCAUGCACAGCCGCGUGGACCAGCUGGACUUCUGGGAGAGCGGGGAGUGGGUCAUCGUGGACGCCGUGGGCACCUACAACACCAGGAAGUACGAGUGCUGCGCCGAGGUGUACCCCGACAUCACCUACGCCUUCGUCAUCCGCCGGCUGCCGCUCUUCUACACCAUCAACCUCAUCAUCCCCUGCCUGCUCAUCUCCUGCCUGACCGUGCUGGUCUUCUACCUGCCCUCCGACUGCGGCGAGAAGGUCACGCUGUGCAUCUCUGUGCUGCUCUCGCUGACCGUCUUCCUGCUGCUCAUCACCGAGAUCAUCCCGUCCACCUCGCUGGUCAUCCCGCUCAUCGGCGAGUACCUGCUCUUCACCAUGAUCUUCGUCACAUUGUCCAUCGUCAUCACUGUCUUCGUGCUCAACGUGCACCACCGCUCACCACGCACACACAGCAUGCCCGCCUGGGUGCGCAGGGUCUUCCUGGACAUUGUGCCCCGCCUUCUCUUCAUGAAGCGGCCAUCUGUGGUCAAGGACAACUGCCGGCUGCUCAUUGAGUCCAUGCACAAGGUAGCCAAUGCCCCGCGAUUCUGGCCGGAGCCCGAAGGGGAGCCCAGCAUCCUAAGUGGUGUGCACAGCCAGGGACCGUCACCUGCCCUGUCCUUCUGUGUCCCCCUGGACACACCCGAACCCCAGCCUGCCUGCAAGUCACCCUCCAGCCAGGUUCCUGCUCCACAGCCCUUGGAGGCCGAGAAGGCCAGCCCACGCCCCUCGCCAGGUCCCUGUCGCCCACUCAACAGCCCUGGGGCCCCAAGGCUCACCAAAGCCAGGUCCUUGAGUGUCCAGCACAUGUCCAGCUCCCACGAAGCAGAAGAGGGUGGCAUCCGGUGCCGGUCUCGGAGCAUCCAAUACUGUGUUCCCCAAGAUGGUGCGGCCUCCCAGGCUGAUGGCCAGAUGGCUGGCUCCCUGUCCUCCCUGAAGGCCCACUCAGCCGAGCUCCCACCUCCAGACCACCUCUCUCCAUGCAAAUGUACAUGCAAGAAGGAUCCCUCUGUGGUGUCCCCAGUCACUGUGCUCAAGGCCCGCAGCACUGCAGUGCCACCCCGGCACCUGCCCCUGUCACCAGCCCUGACUCGGGCAGUGGAGGGCGUCCAGUACAUUGCUGACCACCUGAAGGCAGAAGACACAGAUUUCUCGGUGAGGGAGGACUGGAAGUACGUGGCCAUGGUCAUCGAUCGCAUCUUCCUUUGGAUGUUCAUCAUCGUCUGCCUGCUGGGCACCGUGGGCCUCUUCUUGCCACCCUGGCUGGCCGGCAUGAUCUAGGGACAGAGCCAGCAAGGCCCAGGCUCCUGCAGGACGUGUAGGGCUGGGCCUGCUCCUCCCUGGUCCUCCCACUCUAUGGGGCUAUGCUGCUGGUCACUUGUCCCCCAACUCCUGUCCCUUCUGUCAGAUGGCUUGGAGACAUGGCCCCUGGGGAGUCAGAAGCCUGGGUGCUGGUUUUGGUCAGGUGGUCCUGGGGCAGGGGCUGGAAUGUGGUUGUUCCAUCCACAGGGUGGUGUCACGGGCAGAGCUCUAUGAAUGCAUCCCCAGCACAGGUGACCUGGAAGCCUCCUGAUCUGCAGAUGGCCAGGUGUGUCUGCGUCUCAGCAGUGGCAGCCAUCCCACCUGUCCCACAGGGCCAUGAGGCUUUGUCCCCUUUCAGCCCCAAGUGGCCCCAGGCCUGUGAGACCUGGCAUUCAGGCAUCCCCCCCCCUGCACCUUCCCUGGCCACUCCCUGUCCCCCAGGACCCAGGCCUGCUCACCUGCCAGUCCAGGCAGAGCAGACGCUCUGGUCUCGUGCCCAUAGAGGCCCAGCUGGCUGCACUGUGCUGGUCUGUGAGUUAGGGAGAACCCAGCACCAUGCUGAGAGGUCUCGCAGAGGCACCGCGUGCACAGUUCCACUAGAGGGGUAUCAGGUGCGGCCCCCACAGUGAGGCCCCUGGCCAGGAAUCCAGCCAUCCCCCUGCCAGGUCAUAGGGUCUAGUGAGUGUCCCAAGGACCCAGCAAGGCCCAACCCUAGAAGGCACUUGUGUUGGGGGAUUUUCCAGAACCAUGAGGAGACCUCGCAGCGUCCAGGCCCCUGGUCCCGGCCCCGGGUUCUUCCCCAGUACCCUGAGGUUUCUGUCUCUGCACAGCCCAGGAGGCCCUCUGAGACCUACAGACUCUAGGAGGGGCUUCCUGUCAUAGUUGCUGUGGCGAGGCUACCCCAAGCACAGCUCACCCUGAAACUGGACCCUUGGCUGGUGGGUCCAGGAGAAAGGCCCUGAGCCAUGCAGUGGGGAUGGCCUCCCUGGGCUCCCUGAGAGGCUGGGGCCUUCUAGCUGGUUCUCUGAGGUCAUAGGCCAAGUAGGACCUAACCAGCUGUCCACCUUGCCCCAGAGGUGGUGGGGGAGCUGAGGCUUGCUCCCCCCAGGUAGCACCAGGUGGCCCGGGGUUCACCUCUUGGUGAGGGGAAGAGGCACUCACGGCGACCACAUGUAUCCCCUACAGCUGAGCCAUCCUGGUCCCCACUCCAGCCAUGGCCUUGCCAGUGGGCAGCCCUGUUCCCACUAGCGCCCUCAGCCAUCUUGUCUCUGGGUCUCAGAGCUGUGUCCCUGGAGUGUCCUGGGGGAGGUGCCUGAGGACUGAGGGAGCAUCGGGGGGCCCCUAGGGCCACACAGCAGGUCUAGCAGACACAGCUGCUGCCACAGUGGCGUUUUCUGGUCCUAGCUGAAAGCUGGGAGAGUGACAUCAGGAUGAGGGACGUGGCAUCACCCACCCCCACCCACAGGCAAACCUGCAGGGCUGAGCACAGGGCUGUCAGUCACCCCUGCCAGUGCCUGUGGAGGGGACCUCAGUGGAAGAUCCCAGGUUGUGGGCCCAGGAGUGGAUGCAGAGGCCUGAGUGCCAUCUUAGGCAUCCCAGGCCACCGGUGUCCCAGGCAUGAGGACCCCACCUGGCAACCUGGGUCUGCACUGGUUCCGUGGGCUGUCUUAUUCUCUUAUGCCUUCACAUCCUCAGCUGGAGCCCAGGAUGUUGGGAGAGACCCAGGUCGCCGAGCUCGCACAGGGACUGGGGGCCCGGCCUUGGAGGAGGGUGGCGGGUGCAGAGCUCAGGGCCUCAGGACAUGGUUACAUAAGCGGAUCCAGCUGCCAGAUGUGAGGGCAGCUGCAGAGCCCCUGGGCAGGGCAGCUGUGGAUGCUCUUUUCUGGGACAGGAGAGGGGAGCGUCUGGGACACUCCUGCCAGGACAACCCUUCUGCCACCAGAGAAUCCGGGAGAGAAAAGAGCAGUCCUGUCCCCACAGAGCCGACCGUGACACUGCGCGCAUUUGUCUGCAGUGUUGACUUGUGACUGAGGUGAAGUCUGCCCGUGGCAAGUGCAUGGUCCCAGGCCUUCAAGUCACUCAGCUUUAAGGAAUGGGACGGCGCCACCCCAGACCCUCGAUGGGCAUCACCACCAGGUCCUGCCCUCCCUGGGCAGCGGGCUCCUGCCUGCCCGCCAGAGUCUGUGCUCCCAGAUGCUGUGGCAGGGGCCACGCCCUGACUGGCUUCUCUGCCCGGCGUGGGAUGAAGGGGUCGUGGGGUGUCCUUGCCCACUGCUGUGGUGUGUGUGGGUUCUUAGUCGCGGAGCCUCUUCUGU
Molecule: messenger RNA, 4256 nt
Organism: Marmota monax (woodchuck)
Lineage: Eukaryota; Metazoa; Chordata; Mammalia; Rodentia; Sciuridae
Gene: Chrna4
Product: cholinergic receptor nicotinic alpha 4 subunit
Exons: 6
Coding region: 40-1920 (626 amino acids)
Biological process (GO): monoatomic ion transmembrane transport; chemical synaptic transmission; nervous system process
Cellular component (GO): synapse; neuron projection; postsynaptic membrane
Molecular function (GO): acetylcholine-gated monoatomic cation-selective channel activity; transmembrane signaling receptor activity
Source: RefSeq, a predicted model, not a curated record